UUUUACUGUUCUGUAUUCUGUAGCAGAUAAGUGGUAACCUUCGGAAGGUUGCAUGUGUGUUAGAGAGUGAUUCUAAUUUUUCUUAUGGCGUAUUCGAUUACGAUGAGUUUUAUAAAUUGAGAUACAGGUAUACAAUUUAAGUCUCGAUGAUGGUCUUGGACCAUUGUAAUUUUCGUUAUCCUUCAAAAACUAAGACUCAGUGGAACAAGUGCAAGUGCGUAUUGACGAAAGCUUCAAAUACGUUUGAAGCUUUCGAGUCCGUGUUCAUGGAACUAUGAACCUUGAUUCAUUGUCUUUUACUUUGUCUCAAAUAAGUUAUUUAAUCGCUACUUUAACGAAAAAGAACUACAAGCUGGUUGUAGCAGAACUCCUAGAGGUAGUCACUUUACAUGGUCUUGAGGCAGACCGUCACUUGGUCCAGUGUCUGUUCUCGUCAGUGAAUUUCUCUAAUCAGACAGUCAAAGUUGCUACACCUCACAUCCAAUUAUUAUUGGACCAGUGUGCUCGGUUACUGAAUACACCAUCCUUACUCACAGCAGUUUGUUACCUUACUGAUAGACCUUUGGUAAAUGAAAAGAAUCUGAAGGUUGGCCCCCAGUUUUUUUCCCAAUUGAGCAAGCACUUGCGCCUUUCUGCUGUUCAGGAGGUGUUAUUUGCUUUAGCUCUUCGUCAUUCUUCAAUAUCAGAAGUUUCAAAUCUAGCCCAGAGCCAUUUGAGGGUUACCGUACCUCUAUUAGUGCAGUCCUAUAUUGACACAGAAGGCAGCAGCCGUCAGCACGAAGGCGGUCUUCACGAAACCAGCCCCGAAGUGCUACACUUCAUCUUGUCCGCCAUCUUGGAGUCUCCCAAAGAAGUGGGCCUGACGAACGAAAAACACACGACCUUUUUGCACACGCUACAAAAAGACUUUUCGAAGGAACAGGUGCCCGUGGUAUUGGCGCCCUUAGUUUACCCUGAACAGUUCGAACUAGCUCCCGAGAUGUCGUCCGAGGGUCCGGGACUAGCCGGAGGUAUCCUGGAUACGUCUCUGGCGGAUCUCAUUAAAGAGGUGGGCUACGGAUUCACCUCGUCACUGGAGGAAUGCAGGAAUACCAUUUUGAAGUUGGGAGGACGCGACAUUGCGCCCUCUACAAUUGCUCGCGUUCUGGCAGUCAUGUGCCGAACUCAUACCGGAUUAGACGAGUCUCUAGGAACAUUCAACAAGACAGCAGAUGUUAGGACCUCGUGGAACACAGAAAUAUUUGUACAGGCUUUAAAGGAAGUUUCACCUUCACUCCAGUGGAACAACGUGGUGGCGGAAUUGGACCAUCCAGAAUUCGUAAUCAAAGACAGACAGGGACUGUGCAUAUUGAUUAGCGCUCUACGCCAGGGAUUUCAGUCUCUAGGAUUUCAUCCGGAAACCUUUCCAGUCGAUCACUUUUACAAGAGAUGGGCUAAUCUGGAGGGACAGUUCAGUUUGAUCCAACAGAUUCUGAAGAACUCCGACGUAUUCUGUUUUGUCGAUUAUCCCUGCGUGUCCGUGGCAAUUGACGUGUUGAAGACGCCACCGGAACAAGACAGCAAGGAAUUGGCCAACUGGAGAUCUUUAAAUUUGAUUGAGCUGCUUUUAAACGUGUCGGAGUUUGGCCUGUACACUCACGUUCAGGAAUUAUUUAAAGUGCCUGUUCACAGCUGUCCCGAUGUUUUGGUGUUGGCUCUACUGCAAAUAUCGGGGCCAGUUACUCUACUCAGACAAGAACUGUUGACAAAUUUGAUUCCGAUAUUUCUGGGGAAUCAUCCCAAUUCCGGUAUAAUACUUCACCACGCUUGGCACACGCAAAACAUCAAUAUCAAGCCGGUUAUUAUGCACGCCAUGGCGGAAUGGUAUGUCAGAGGAGAAUGCGAUCAAACCCGGCUAUCUCGAAUAUUGGAUGUGGCCCAAGACCUGAAAGCGCUCUCCAUGCUGCUGAACGCCCAAUCUGCUCAGUCAUACCCGUUCAUAAUAGACCUGGCUUGUCUGGCUUCGAGACGGGAGUACCUCAAACUGGAAAAGUGGUUGUCGGACAAGAUCAACGAACAUGGUGAAGGCUUUAUUACGGCCUGCGUCAAGUUCCUUCACAGAAGAUGCCCCCAAAUUGGAAAAGAGGACUUAAAUUUAAUAAAUAAAUCGGGUCAACUGCCCGCUGACACUCUAACCACAAUGAUGGUGUGUCUGCAGAGGUGUAUGAAUAACGUGAGUCCUGAGUGCCAGGAAGCCAUCAUAGCCGUGAUCAACAGUUGUUCGAUGUUGCUGAAGACGAGGCAGCAGAACCCGAACGCGCUCGUACGCAGCCGGGGCAUAGACACCACCCUUAACCCGUCAGUCUUUGCCGGACAACUCUACAAUCACGCCGGAGUGGACCAGAUUCAAAGUUUAGGAACGAACUUGACCAAUUUAAAUCUGGCCGGCCCAACAAACAAUACUUUCAACUUACAAGGGGGUUUGGGUCCGCUGGUGCAGUCGCCCGCGUCCCCUUCGCGGCUCCUCAGCGGCCCCUCAAACAGUCCAUUCCCCCUUUUGCCGAUGCAGCAUCAGGGACCCGUGGGCACCAGUUCAUCGUUGGUGCUGGGAGUGAACCAAAUAGGAAAUUUGGGAAGGCUGGGCCCCACCGCCAACAUAGACAAAACCCGUAUCCAGGACUACAACCUGUUUCCCGAGGGAUCGCCGCACGUGUCCAAGGAGAUCGAGGAUGAGGCCAACAAUUACUUUCAGAGAAUCUAUAAUCAUCCCCCGAAUCCAUAUUUAUCGAUCGACGAAGUUCUCAGUAUGCUUAAACGCUUUCAGGAUUCACACAACAAGAGAGAGAAAGAGGUUUUUAAUUGCAUGCUGAAAAGCCUCUUUGAAGAAUAUAAAUUUUUCCCGCAAUAUCCUGACAAGGAGCUCCAGAUAACGGCUCAGCUUUUCGGGGGCAUCAUAGAAAGGGGUAUCGUAACUUCGUAUGUGACGUUAGGUUUGGCACUAAGAUUCGUCUUGGAAGCCUUAAAGAAACCCGAAGGAUCCAAAAUGUACUAUUUUGGAAUAGCUGCGUUGGAUAAAUUUAAAACCCGUUUGAAAGAAUAUCACAAAUAUUGCGAACAUGUGAGACAAAUCCCGCAUUUUAGCGAUUUUCCUCAACACUUACAAGAGUACGUCGAAUAUGGAUUGCAAGGCAUGGAACCCCCGUCCAAACCCGAAGGCUCGGUCCUUCCCGCCAGUUUGGCCGCUAUGUUAGCUCCGCCCAACGUCUCUGUUUCGCAAGUUUACAAGACUAACACUACAGUGAGCAGCACCGCGUCUAGUAAGACGAGUACCACCCCCGCCAGUACCCUUGGCAGUCGACCUUCCAUCGCCAACGCCACCAACAUCGACACUCUGCUAGUGGCCACCGAGAAAGAGGAAAAGGCUAUCGCUCCACCCGAGUCUUUACAGGACAAGACCGCCUUCAUUUUCAAUAAUCUGAGUCAGCUAAAUCUGAAAACGAAAUGCGACGAACUCAGAGACCUCGUCUCGGACGAGUACUACCCCUGGCUGUCACAGUACUUGGUGAUGAAAAGGGCGUCUAUCGAAUUCAACUUUCACGGACUCUACUCGAAUUUUUUGGAUACUUUGGCCAUAAUUGACAUUUAUAAGAUGGUUGUAAAGGAGACUUUUAGAAACAUCAGGGUACUUCUUAGAUCUGAUAAAGCAAUUGCAAAUUUUUCCGAUCGGUCUCUAUUAAAAAAUUUGGGACACUGGUUGGGAAUGUUGACUUUGGCGCGCAACAAACCCAUUCUACAGAUAGAGCUCGACUUGAAAUCGCUUUUGGUGGAGGCGUACCAUAAGGGACAGCAAGAACUUCUAUAUGUAGUGCCAUUUGUCGCCAAGGUUUUAGAAUCUUGUUCGAAAAGCAAAGUAUUCAAGCCUCCAAAUCCCUGGACUAUGGCGCUUAUGAACGUUUUAGCAGAGUUGCAUUCUGAGCCAGACUUAAAGCUAACACUCAAAUUUGAAAUCGAAGUGCUUUGCAAAAACUUGGAAAUCGAUGUGGCCCAGUUAAAACCGGCUGUGUUUCUCAAGGAUCCCGAAAGGAUUCGGAAGAUCGAGUAUCAGUUGUCUCAGCCCGCCAAAAAAGAGCCCAUUCUAUCGUCCUCCCAAGGAAAUCAAAGCAGUAGUCUGGCGGAACCAGAACUCGCAAAUAUUAUUGCUGGCCAAUCGACAAGUUCUCCGGUAUUGGUAAUGCAAAAUAUCAGUACGACUCCCACUUCAUCUAUGGGAGCUCCUCCUGAACCCCGCUUCAGUUAUUCCGACAUUCAAAUGACUGGGAUGCAGGCCCUCCAAAACUACAUCGUCAUUUCGCCCAACAUCCUGCUGUUCCAGAGCCACUCGCAGCUCAAGGGGCUGGUACGCACCGCGGUAGAACGCGCGGUACAAGAAUGGAUCGCCCCGGUCGUAGACAGGGCCAUUAAAAUAUCGCUCCCCGCCUGCGAGAACAUUAUCCGGAAGGACUUUGCCUUGGAACCGGACGAAGAGCGGAUGCGUCUCGCUGCCCACUACAUGGUGCGGAACUUCACGGCUGGGAUGGUGAUGAUCACCUGCAGAGAUCAGUUGUUGACCGCGAUUAACACUCAUUUAAAACAGGCACUAAAUGCCCAGAUGGUGACACCCGGCGUCCAACAGAAGGACAUGAUAGAACAGGCCGCCAGCAUAGUGGCCAGCGAAAACAUGGAACUAGCCUGUGUCUUUGUCCAGAAAACGGCCGUGGAAAAGGCCAUUCCCGAAAUCGAUAAAAGAUUGAUGAGCGAGUACGAAUUAAGACGAAUCGCCAGGAAAGAAGGAAGGUGUUAUUGCGACACUAUAGCUCUGGCUUACCAAGGCGAUCACAUGCCCGAACCGAUUCGCUUAAAAGUGGGCAGUUUGACGGGGUCCCAAAUGGCCGUGUACGAGGAAUUCGCGCGGAACAUCCCGGGUUUCCUGCCCAGCGAGCGGGACGCCGCCCUGCUCAUGCAGAAAUCGAGCAUGGCCCCCCAGAUGGAGCCUCAGUCGCACCCCGCCACCUCGUUCGCCGUCGGGCAGUCAGUGCUCGCCAAUGACGAAGUGUCGAUGCUGUUCGAAAAGCUGACGGCCGACGUGGACCAGUUCAUCCAGCUGACCAGCACUCAAGCGCAGUACAGUCAUAUGUAUCAGAACAUGCUAGUGAUCAGGGACUGUGUGUUUCAUUUCUUGCGCACAAGGGACGUCAAUCCUCCACAGGCUAUUGUGCAUAAGUGUGUUGAGAGCUUGCAAGAUUGUUUAGUUCCCACUCUAAGCGAUAACGAUCCUGUCGUUUUGCGUUUUAAGGAAGUGAUCAUUCGAAUUUUGAAAGCCAUACAAGGAAUCGCAAGCCAACAGUGGACCAAUAAACUCGUUACGAGAUAUUUGACGGAAUGUCGCGAGGAACAACAAAGAUAUAACAUCGAUGCCGUCGACACCUUGAUAAAAUCGGGACUAGUGAAUGUGCCCCAAUACGACAUGGCGCUGGCCCAGUGUUUGGAAAACGGACUGAAUUAUAUGGGAGUUAGUUUCGCUAUGCAAUUGGUCGAACUUUGCCUAAUAAACGAUAGGUCCGGCCAGUUUGUAACGGAAAGCGAUUUGUGCAACACCGUCGAAGUGCUGGCCAAGAUCCAAACUCAGACGAGACAACCUCCUGAAGGUCUCGGAAACAUAAUUGAUAUUAUCAGACAAAAUCCCGAUACCGCUUUCUUUGGGGAUCGGGCGCCCAUGGGCCCCACCGUUCACAUUCAUAACGGCAUUUUACAGGUGCGCGCCCCGAACUACGAGGACCCACCCGGUCUAGUGGAAAAGACUGACUUCCUAUUGCGAGAAUGGAUCAACAUUUACAACUCGCAACAUCAAGGCCGCGACUCCACCAAAGCCUUCAGUAUUUUCGUGCACCAAAUGAACGUGCACGGCAUUCUAAAGACCGACGACCUAAUCACCCGCUUCUUCCGCCUGUCAACUCAGUUGUGCGUAGAAACGGUUUACAGAGCGCUUCUAGACAAAUCCAACACAAACAUGUCAACGCGUCCUAAAUGUUACCACACCCUAGACGCGUUCGUCCGCUUGGUGUCGCUGCUGGUCAAGCACUCUGGCGACGCCAACAAUACGACCACCAAAGUACACCUUCUGAAUAAGGUACUGGGCAUUGUUGCUGGCUGUUUGUUGCAAGACCACGACACUAGAACCGUCGAAUUCCAGCAGAUGCCCUACCAAAGGAUCUUCACCAUGCUCUUCCUGGAACUGAACGCCCCCGAACCCAUCUUGGAAGCCAUCAACUUCCACGUGCUCACCGCCUACUGCCACACCUUCCACAUUUUGAGGCCGUCGAAGGCGGCCGGUUUCUGCUACGCCUGGCUCGAGCUAAUCUCGCACCGAGUUUUCAUCGGCCGCAUGCUGGCAACCACGCCCCAGCAAAAGUGUUGGCCACUGUUCGCGCAGCUCUUGGUCGAUCUGUUCCGGUAUCUGGCUCCGUUCCUGCGCAACGCGGAACUCGCCAAACCCGUCACCAUGCUGUACCGGGGCACUCUCAGAGUACUUCUGGUGCUGUUGCACGAUUUUCCCGAGUUCCUAUGCGACUACUACUACGGCUUCUGCGACGUGAUUCCGCCCAACUGCAUCCAAAUGCGGAAUCUCAUCCUAUCCGCUUUUCCGCGAACCAUGAGACUGCCCGAUCCGUUCAUUCCCAAUCUGAAGGUCGAUAUGCUUCCCGAAAUAUCUUACGCGCCUAGGAUCAACACCAAUAUUUCCCUUACCAUUUCACCGGCCCAGUUUAAGAAGGACCUGGACUCUUAUUUGAAGGCUCGCGCCCCCGUCACUUUCCUGUCGGAGCUCCGGAGCAAUUUACAAAUUUCCAACGAGCCCGGCGUGCGUUACAAUAUAUCUCUGAUGAACGCGCUGGUGUUGUACGUGGGCACGCAGGCCAUCGCCUACAUCAGGAACAAGGGCCUCACGCCCAGCAUGUCCACAAUCGCGCACAGCGCUCACAUGGAUAUUUUCCAGAACUUGACCGUUGACUUGGAUACCGAGGGGCGUUACUUGUUCUUUAAUGCCAUGGCCAACCAGCUGAGAUACCCCAAUAGCCACACCCACUAUUUCUCCUGUACGUUCCUGUAUCUGUUCGCGGAGGCCAAUACGGAAGUGAUUCAGGAGCAGAUAACGAGGGUUCUCUUGGAGAGAUUGAUCGUGAACAGGCCCCAUCCCUGGGGUCUUCUUAUCACGUUCAUUGAACUCAUCAAGAAUCCCACCUACAAGUUUUGGCAGCACCAGUUCGUCCACUGCGCUCCGGAAAUUGAAAAAUUGUUCGAGUCUGUAGCCCGGUCCUGCUUCGUGAAGACUUCCGUGCAGAUGCAACAGGAAACUGAAGUGCCAGAAUGACGUGACGUAUAUAUGUAAAAAUAGGUUUGUUGAUUUGAAGGCAGUGGCAAAAUCACAUUUUAGUUUUAAUUUUUUGAUUUAGAUUAUUGUAUAUGUUUUACGUUAGAAAUUUAAGCAUUUUAUAAUAAAAUUUAGGUACUUAUAAAUACUGUGAAUAAAAAUGUUGCACUAAAAACAAA
This is a messenger RNA of Sitophilus oryzae (rice weevil), 7563 nucleotides long. It is a transcript of the gene Not1, whose product is annotated as CCR4-NOT transcription complex subunit 1. The transcript is spliced from 22 exons. Gene Ontology annotation, biological process: nuclear-transcribed mRNA catabolic process, deadenylation-dependent decay. The record is from RefSeq and is a predicted model, not a curated record. NCBI's taxonomy places the organism in Eukaryota, Metazoa, Arthropoda, Insecta, Coleoptera, Curculionidae. Gene Ontology annotation, cellular component: CCR4-NOT core complex; P-body. Gene Ontology annotation, molecular function: molecular adaptor activity. The coding region runs from base 275 to 7384 and encodes 2369 amino acids.